AUGGAGAGGAAAGCCCUUCCUUCUUUCCUGGAUGAGGUCAAAUGUAUCGACAUAGCGGCUCCUAUCAGCCACGAUGAGGACCUGGGAGAAGCCUACGAGCGAGUCGGAAUCCGGCUUCCUACCGGCGCCUUCACAUAUGCCCCUUGGUCAUCCAAGAGGGGCAUGUGGCCAAGUGUGAGUCUGGAGAACAUCAGAGGCAUUUUUCGAGUCGCAGUAUCUGGCGCGGGCAGAGGCGAGCCCGGAGGUAACUUUGAUGCCCAGCUGUUAGCUGUGGUGAGCUGUGAUGGAGGAUCCACGCAGAGGCGCCCUCUUCCUAAUCGAUCCGAACAUGAUCCUGAUUUUCAGACCUACGGUGGCAAGAAAGUCCUUUACUUUGAUGUUCUGGAUGAUCCUAACAUCAAGGAGAGGAGAGCUGAAAUCCAGCGAUGUCGCGAAAAGGGCGACGAACAACGUAGAAGAUAUGAGGAGGCCGACAAAAAGUGGGAAGAAGAGCGAGAGCAAAGACUCUUGCAGGCACAGCAGGAGGAGGCGAAGCCGAAGCUCAGCAAGAAGGCGAAGCAGAAAGCUCGACAAGCACUGAAGAAAGGCAUAAAGCCUGGGAUAGAGGAGCAGAAGGAACAAGUUGCAGACAAAGCGGACGACGAAGCAAACGAAGGGGAAGACUCCGAGCAGGAGCGGCUCCACAAGCAGCGCCAAGCGGAGCGGCGCGCCAAGAUAGAGGAGGACCUAAAGCAAGAGAAGGAACAAGAUUCGCACCGGAAAAAGUUGGAAAUGGCCGAGGCGAAGCGUCAAGCUCAAGAGGAAGCGAACCGAAUUGCAACCAUGAAGACGCUGUUGCAGAAGGUGCAGUCCUCGUUGCCCACCUCUGCCGGAGCCUCAAGCCCCGUAAUGUCCGGGAACGGAUAUGCGGCCCUGGGAACCCCUUGGCAUAGGUUUUGUGUUGGCGGGUUUGCUGGAGCAGAUUCGUGUGUGCCUUUGUCUGUGCCUCGCAGCACAUGUUGA
Symbiodinium sp. CCMP2592 is the source of this 1002-nucleotide messenger RNA. Lineage: Eukaryota; Dinophyceae; Suessiales; Symbiodiniaceae. The record is from the annotation of a GenBank genome assembly.